UCCAGGACAGGGGAAUCUUUAGUGAACUCUACGUGAAACACAGCGAUGGGGCUCUGACGCAACAAGAAGUGAGAAGAGAAAGAAACGAAGCAAGAAGCGAGCCCAGGCAAUCAACAGGCAGGCGGCUUCCGGACAAAACUGGGCCUUUUUUUUUGGAUGUCAUCCACGGAGUAUGCAGGUCGGACGGGAUGGACGCAGCCGAGGGUAGACGCAGACAAGUGUACAACAGUUACAAUGCAAAGGGUUGCGCGGGGAGGGUGGGCUGGGAGAAGAAGGGACACUCGGCUCUUCGGUUGGACUAAGCGUAUGGGGCCUUGGCAUGAGAUAUUCGGUUGAAAUACAGUUACUUUUCGAGGGCAGCAGCAGUCUCGACCUGGACCUUCUCGAUGGGGACCUCGGGAACCUCGACGCCCUCGGGGGCCGGGGCGGUGGCGUAGAAGAACGUAAGGCCCUUCUGCUGGACACCCGAGUAGAUGGAUGCAACGGUCUCCUGGACAGAGGUUUCCGAGACGGAGCCAAGGGCGCUGCGGGCCGAGGUGAUGGCCUGGUUGAGGAUCGAGGUGGCGCCAAGGGAGGAGGCGACGGAGCCACCGAGCUCGCGGGCCUGGCCCACAAUCUCACCGGCCUUCUGGCGGGCCGCCGAAGUGGUGUUGACGGCGGUCUGGACGGCGCCGGGGACGUAGUUGAGCAGGCCCGAGGCGUUGAUCAGGGCAUUGCCGGUAAGGGACAGCUGGCCGACGGUCGAUCGCAGGGAGCCCUCGUUGUACCACUUGCCGACAACAGGGACGUUAGACAUGUAGUCCUGGGCAACGUGGAGCUCGGAGUGGUCAGUGAUGCGGAUCAGGCCGGUCUCAUCGGGCUUGAGCUGGAGCUUGAUGAUCUGGUGGAUCUUGAUGGGCACCAGACCGCCGAGGGCCUUGGGGACCAGAACCUGGUCGAGAUCGAUGACGGCGGUGCUGUCGCCCUCCUCGUAGGUGACGCUAUUGACCUGGGCGGUGAGCUCGGUGCAGCUCAGGGCGAGCUGCUCGUAGCUCUUCAUGAUCUCGGCCUUGUUGGCGAGUUUCAGGUAGGGGUUCUGCAGCUUGCAGUUGUCGUCGUAAAGCAGGUCGAUGCUCUCCUGCUGGUUGGGGAUGUUGGUCGAGAUGAUAUCGCGGGCAAAGGCAGCGAUGAGCUGGGUUUCGACACGAUCGUGUUCCAUGGUGGCUGAUGGGGGAGCAGAAAAGCGCAGGAGAGGCGGGCUGGGGCAGAUCGAGACGAAGACGAAGACGGAGGCCAA
Molecule: messenger RNA, 1276 nt
Organism: Polychytrium aggregatum
Lineage: Eukaryota; Fungi; Chytridiomycota; Chytridiomycetes; Polychytriales
Exons: 3
Coding region: 320-1207 (295 amino acids)
Source: RefSeq, a predicted model, not a curated record